AUGCCGCGAACAUUACCAUGGCUCGCGAAUCCAGCUCCACCCGAUCGCAAGCAACGGACGACCACUACAGCGUCGGUCAAACGCCGCAAGGUCGAUUCAUCACCGCCAUCUUCUCCGCCGGAUGGACUCGAUGAGUUCAUUCGCACACCCAAGGACGUCUCUCGGACGGCGGCAUCACUACGUUCGCCCUCGACAUCCCCACCGCCCGCACCCCCUAAGCAGGAGUUUAUGCGGCCCGGAUGGGACGCCGAUGACGGCUGGAGGAUGGUGACGGACGAAUUCAUGGCCACCGCUCAACUCUUCACCACACACCUCGCGCAUGCAGAGUACCGACGCCAGAAAGAGCUGGCCAAGAAAAGAGAAAGGGCUCUAGGAGGUGCAGAUGCGAUCGCCAGACCCGUGGUUGGGCAGCUGAGUAAAGACGGGCAAAGAAAGAAGAUGGGGAAACUGCAGAGGGCGGCCAUCAAAGCCGUCAUGAAGGAGGAGGAAGAGGAUGAUGAUGACCCGUGGAUGGGCACACAACUGGCAGGCUUGAUGACGAGCCCCAGNAAAAGAGAGAGGUUGCAGCCGGUCAAGGUCGUUGGACGCAGCAGUACCAGAGCUGCUGCAGGCUUUGACAGAGCACAACCACUGGAUCUACGAGGGAGACCACUAGAAGGGCAGAAGAGUCCGGAUGUCAAGAAGGAGGUCAAGGCUGAAGAAGACACGACCGACGACGACCUCGACGCUCCAAAGCCUACCAGAGCCCUGUCUCGCCCAUCACACACUCAGCCAACUACACCUACACCCUCUCGUCCGAACAACGUCUCCAAACAGGUUGCGAAUCCGCGCUCCGCAAACACAAGUACUGCUCGACGAUCAUCGCAUCACCCUUCGUCCUCAACAACCUAUUCCUCAGACCUCUCGGACAGAUCCCCACACACGAAGCGCAAAAGCGUCGACCGUGAAAUCUCCCGUCCACCAAAACGCGCGGUACGCGAGCCUGCUCCGCCAACCGCAGUCAAAGCAGAGCUUUCUCGCCCUGCAACAAUCAAGACGGAGCCAGACUUUGGCUUCCCUUCUAUCCCACAACCUUGUCAGUCUGCAACGUCGGCAAUCGCUCGACGCAGAGAAGCACGAUUGAAGCGUGAAAGAGAAGAAAAGAAGAUCAUGACUGAAGUCCAAGAGGAGCAUGAACUGCCCACCUUUCUGUUCUGA
This is a messenger RNA of Aureobasidium uvarum, 1197 nucleotides long. The record is from the annotation of a GenBank genome assembly. Lineage: Eukaryota; Fungi; Ascomycota; Dothideomycetes; Dothideales; Saccotheciaceae.